CAGGCGAUGCCGUGAAACAAACAAUCUCCAUGGAAACUCAACAGUAGUAACACAAACAUGAGAAAAGACGUCAUUUGGCCAGAGACUAUCUGCCAGGUUCUUUGCCUUUUUUUCCGCGAUUCUUCCCGACUCCAGUUCAUUGGUGAAUGGUAGAGUGAAAAAAGGUGCCCCUAAUUAAUUGAAUUAAUAAACUUUCGGCAUGGAUGAUUACGCGCCAAGUCGCUACAAAGUGCUGUGCAAAAUUGGUGAAGGUGUCCACGGGGUGGUGAUGAAAGCUAUCGACCUGGCCUCACCAGGUGCCAACAAGUUGGUGGCAAUUAAGAAAGUCUCCCUUCGCACCAAACACGGCAGCAUUGCGACUCACACAUUGCGCGAAAUUAAAGUCCUUCAGCACUGUGACCAUGAAAAUAUUCUCACUUUACUCACCAUUUAUCCUGACCUCAAUGGCCUUGCGCUUGUGUUCGAUUUUAUGCCACAAACACUCCAGUCUAGACUUAAGGAUGAGGGGAAUCCAAUGAGUCGACAGGAAGUGAAGUCGUGCACCCGGAUGCUCCUCAAAGGACUCUCAUACUUGCACGAGAAAGGAAUUAUGCACAGGGACAUCAAGCCAGCUAAUCUGCUAAUAGAUGACAGUGGCCGGUUGAAGAUUGCCGACUUUGGCCUAGCGAGACUCUUUAUCGCCCUGAAAACUGCCGAAGAUGAGGCUGGUGUGUGCUUUUCCCCACAAGUGGCCAGCAGAUGGUACCGUGCUCCGGAACUUCUCUGGGGCAGUCAGAGGUAUGGGCCGCCUGUGGACAUGUGGGCUGUUGGUUGUGUCUUUGCUGAGAUGCUGAGAGGAGUACCACUAUUUCCGGGCAAUACUGACAUUGAACAAUUGGCACUUGUUGUGAGAACCCUGGGAACGCCACAUUCAGCCGAAUGGCCAGAAAUUCAUCAGUUGCCCGACUUCAACAAAAUCAGCUUUCCUCACUCGAAGGGCGAAAAGUGGGAAUCGAUCUUUCCCAGCUGCACAACACCCCAGGAAAUCAGUCUUGUGGAUAAUUUAGUUACAUAUAAUCCGAAAAAAAGAUUAACGCCGGACCAGGCACUUCAUCAUGAAUAUUUCAAUUGAGCACCGCCUUCUGGCCAUCACUGCCAUCAUCCAAGCACACAACUGACUGUAUAAGGAUGGUUUUGGAUGGCCAAGAAUUCAUCAGAGAUUGUAUUGUAACAAGAAAUUGUUGGUGAGUGCGAGAAUAUGCUGUGAAUAUGUUUUCAUGAUUUUUUUUCCGUCUCCAUCAGCUUCUUCCUCAAAAACAGAAAAAAAGACUGAGUUUGGGGUGGACGCGUCUAUGUAUUAGUCCUAUUAUCUAUAUCAGAGCAAAAUAAACUCAUAAAAUAUGAUUAUUGAUUUAAUAUAUAAAUAUAGCGACACAAGAAGAGCUCUCACUUUUCCAUAUAAAAUACAAUAUCUCUCUACCAACGACCCUCGAUAUAUUUAUUGACAUGGCAAAAAGUGUCUGCAAAAGAAACUGAGGAUAUUCACGAAGACUCUGACACGAGUCUAAUAAAAAAUUACGCAAUCACGACCUCCGUUCCGGUCUCAACAAAUCUUUU
Phlebotomus papatasi is the source of this 1596-nucleotide messenger RNA. RefSeq names its product cyclin-dependent kinase 20. Gene Ontology annotation, molecular function: cyclin-dependent protein serine/threonine kinase activity; ATP binding. Lineage: Eukaryota; Metazoa; Arthropoda; Insecta; Diptera; Psychodidae. Gene Ontology annotation, biological process: protein phosphorylation. Gene Ontology annotation, cellular component: nucleus. The transcript is spliced from 6 exons. The record is from RefSeq and is a predicted model, not a curated record. The coding region runs from base 200 to 1111 and encodes 303 amino acids.